Molecule: messenger RNA, 1005 nt
Organism: Ziziphus jujuba (common jujube)
Lineage: Eukaryota; Viridiplantae; Streptophyta; Magnoliopsida; Rosales; Rhamnaceae
Exons: 1
Coding region: 187-1005 (272 amino acids)
Molecular function (GO): nucleic acid binding; RNA-DNA hybrid ribonuclease activity
Source: RefSeq, a predicted model, not a curated record
UAUCGAAGGAAGUUUUAAUAUAUAUAUAUAUAUAUAUAUAUGUGUGUGUGUGCGUGUGUGUGUGCGUAGAAUACAUACAUACAUAUAAGAAGGCGUAACAUUGCAGUGAGCUGUUUGGACUGCAUACACGGAUGCAACAGUGAGGAAUCAGACAAUCAUCUCUUCUUUCAUUGCGAUGUGGCUAAGAUGCUAUGGUUCUCUUCUCCCUGGAACAUCAAAUGGGAAUCUUUGGCUCAUCUAUCAGUCGAGGAAAAACUCCAUCUUCUGGCCAACCCAAUCGGAUUUCUGCCCGUGCACUUCUCCGACAAGGAGGACUUCUUCCUUUACGCCGCUCGUCUUUUGGACCAGUUAUGGAAGAUCAGAAAUGCAGUUAAAAUGGAAAACAGUGCCUUCUCCAUUGAAAAGACUAUGAUCAUGCUUCGACACAUGUUUUCAGAGUUUAAACUUACUCUUUCUAAGGAGAGUAUUGCGGGCACGGAUUGUCAUUAUCGCAGAGACCUUUGGAUUCAACCCUCAUCUCAUUUUAUCAAGAUCAACACCGACGCAGCGGUCAAGGACGGUAUUUGUUUCAUUGGCAUAAUCGCUAGAGACCACUCAAGUUCAGUACUUGCCAUUAAGUCAGCUCAGCUUCAAACCGACCUUCCCGAGGUUGCGGAGGCUUAUGGAGUUUUGCAGGGUCUGCUUCUUGCCAAAGAGCGAGGUUGGAGGCAGAUUUGGACAGAGUCCGACGCAAGGAACGUAAUCCUGCGUCUUGAGAAUCAUCAUCGCUGCUAUACCCACUGGAUGUCAGAUGGAAUCAUAGCAGACAUUAUUAAUCUCAAAAAAGAAUUCCAAAAUGUCACUUUCCGUUGGAUCCCUAGAGAAGCUAAUUUUAUAGCCCACUUCGUGAGCAGAUGGUGUUUUUCUAUUAAUUUUGUAGGGAGUAUUCCCAUAGAUUCUCUUCCAGGAAUCUUUCCGUCUUUUGUAACCCAGGAGAUUGGCCUGUUGGUCAACUCCCGUUUGUAG